UUAUAUGUUUGCAGUACACACAGCAAGAGCAAUACACUAGCCUACACCCAACCAAACCAUAUCUCUUCCUUCCUCUCCUCUCCUCUUAUAUUAUUCUCCUCCCACUCACUUCCCCUUACUUAUCCUUCCCCUUUACCCUCAACUCACUGAGUUCACCCGCUCUCCACCGAGUCACACCGUUUUUCGCCAUGAAAGGUGCCAAAUCCAAAUCUGAAUCCAAAAAACCAGACAGCAGGCUCUCGGUGAAGAAGAGAGAGGCUCCGAAGCAGAAGAAAGCGCCGGUGAAGAAAGCGAAGGAGGCGAAGGAUCCGAACAAACCGAAACGGCCUGCGAGUGCGUUCUUCGUGUUCAUGGAGGAUUUCCGGAAACAGUACAAAGAGAAACAUCCUAACAACAAAUCGGUUUCUGUUGUCGGUAAAGCUGGCGGUGAGAAAUGGAAAUCGAUGUCUGAAUCUGAGAAAGCUCCGUUUGUAGCUAAAGCAGAGAAGAGGAAGUCUGAAUAUGAUAAAACUCUCCAGGCUUACAACAAGAAACUGGCUGAGGGAAAGCCUGAAGAAGAGGAGGAAGAAGAUGAAUCUGACAAGUCAAAGUCAGAAGUUCAUGAUGAUGAAGAUGAUGAUGAUGACAGUGGAGAGGAUGAGGAUGAUGAUGAAUGAAAAAGAAGAUAUGUGAUCAAGUUCUUUUGUAUUACACUUGUUUUAAUGGAAGGUUAAUUUCAAUGGUAGUGAUUAGGAAUGCAAAGUGGUUUUAGUCUGGAUGACCGAAACUCAUAUCCUAUCUGUUGUACUUUUUUUUUUAAUCCUUAAUUCCAGCUUAAUAUGUGAAAUAUCCAUUCUAUAAACCCAAACAUGAGUCUUCCUUUUCAAGGAUGAUAACCUCUGA
Messenger RNA from Helianthus annuus (common sunflower), 882 nucleotides. RefSeq names its product HMG1/2-like protein. The coding region runs from base 189 to 656 and encodes 155 amino acids. NCBI's taxonomy places the organism in Eukaryota, Viridiplantae, Streptophyta, Magnoliopsida, Asterales, Asteraceae. The record is from RefSeq and is a predicted model, not a curated record. The transcript has 7 exons.